Malania oleifera is the source of this 1224-nucleotide messenger RNA. RefSeq names its product two-component response regulator ARR6-like. The record is from RefSeq and is a predicted model, not a curated record. Gene Ontology annotation, biological process: cytokinin-activated signaling pathway; phosphorelay signal transduction system. Lineage: Eukaryota; Viridiplantae; Streptophyta; Magnoliopsida; Santalales; Ximeniaceae. Bases 117 to 998 code for a protein of 293 amino acids. The transcript has 6 exons.
GUUUGGGAUGAGAACAAAGGUCGCAUGGGCAACACGUAAACCCAACUCAUAACGUUGCCUUGGCCGCGACCCGGGUGCCUUCACGCCCAUUCAUUUCUGAAUUUUCUGACAAAUGUAUGAACCGACAACUGGCCCUUGUGCUCUUAGAUUUUCCCCUGAUCACAGGAUCUUUCCUUUAUCAUCCUUCCUUCAAAAAGCGGAUUUCCCAUGUCCUACUCUCUUUCUCUCUAUAUAAAUAUAUCCUUUUCGAAAUCUCUGUCUUCUUUUUCAAUCGGAGAAGAAAGCCAGAAAAUAAUAAAGAAAAAGGGGUAAUGGGUGCAGCCGGCGAGGUUCUGCGGCGGCGGUUGCCGGAGGUGGUGGAGCAACUCCAUGUUCUAGCCGUGGAUGACAGCCACGUGGAUCGCAAGUUCAUCGAGCGGUUGCUCAGGAUAUCUGCUUGCAAAGUGACGGCUGUGGAGAGCGGGACGAGGGCACUGCAGUUUCUGGGGUUGGAUGGGGAGGGGAGCUCUGUUGGAUUUGAUGGAUUGAAAGUGAAUCUGAUAAUGACGGAUUAUUCCAUGCCUGGGAUGACAGGAUACGAGUUGCUGAAGAAAAUCAAGGAAUCAUCGGCUUUUAGAGAGAUACCAGUGGUGAUCAUGUCCUCUGAGAAUGUCCUGCCUCGCAUUGACAGGUGUUUGGAGGAAGGGGCAGAGGAGUUCAUAGUGAAACCCGUAAAACUAUCAGAUGUGAAGCGCUUGAAGGAUUAUGUAAUGAGAGGGGAAGGAGAUGAGAACAAAGAGAAAGGAACCCAAAAGCGAAAACAACGAGAUGAGAACAAAGAGAAAAGAACCCAAAAGCGAAAACAAGAAGAUGAUUACGACAUCCUACAGUCCUCGCCUCAACCAUCAUCAUUGUCACUCGAUUAUGUGACAGCCAAGAUUGAUCAAUUGUCAUUUCAAUUUCUGCAGCAUAUUUUGUCAUCCCUCCUUGCUUGUAAGGCGUGUGGCGUCACUAGGUGACCAUUCUGGCGGAGACGAUUUCAUCUUCUUCUUCUUGUGUGGCAUUUUGUGGAUCUUAUAUUUUUGUAGAUGCUAACAUAAAAAGAAUGGAUUCUGAUCAAGGAAAUGGAAAGAAAAAAUAUAUAUAUACAAGAAAAAGUCCCAAGAAUUAAUUUUGUUCUUUUUCAUUCUGCAGCUUAUAAAAUUUUAUAUAAGAUUGGAAUACCAAAUGUCUAGAUGUUCAUCU